Xenopus laevis (African clawed frog) is the source of this 2822-nucleotide messenger RNA. It is a transcript of the gene usp45.L, whose product is annotated as ubiquitin specific peptidase 45 L homeolog. The coding region runs from base 346 to 2772 and encodes 808 amino acids. NCBI's taxonomy places the organism in Eukaryota, Metazoa, Chordata, Amphibia, Anura, Pipidae. The transcript is spliced from 19 exons. Gene Ontology annotation, cellular component: cytosol; cytoplasm; nucleus. Gene Ontology annotation, molecular function: zinc ion binding; cysteine-type deubiquitinase activity. Gene Ontology annotation, biological process: protein deubiquitination; ubiquitin-dependent protein catabolic process. The record is from RefSeq and is a predicted model, not a curated record.
AUUAGCAGCUACGCCAACUAAUUAUAGUGCUGCUGAACUGACACCGGUCGGCUUCCGUAGACUGUGUGUUGCUCCAGCUGUUAGCACGUCCCAUAACCACGUGGGUCAUAAAGCUAAUACAGUACGUGCAGAAUACAGAAGUUUAUGUCAGGGCCGAACUAGGGUCGCCUCUUCUUCUUCUUCUUCACAGUAGGAGCUCGGUGACCUGCGUUUUGCUCCGAUACUGUUGGUCUGGACUCAGCAGGAAUUAGCAGAUGAGGGUUAAAGAACCAUCAGGGUGGGGAGCUCAAGAGAAGACAAAACGACUAAAGAGAACUAAUCACCCUUUAGAAGAAGAUUCCUCAGAUGAUAUUGUUGCACAACACCCAGCAAGGGAGCCAUAAGCAAGAAAGCAUUCCUCCUGCUUCCUCUUCACUGCUUUUCCAAAAAUUGGCUGUCGUGGCUGGAACUAGGGGUCUAACUUGUCAUCAUGUGAGUCAAGCAGUAGAUGUGAACCAUGUUAAAAGAGCAGUCUCCCAGGCUGUGUGGUCAGUAUGCACAGAGUGUAUGAAAGAGAGAAGGGCAAAAGAUGGUGAAUUAGUUGUUCCUGUAGAAGUCUGGCUCUGCCUUAAAUGUGGCCACCAGGGCUGUGGAGCCAAUUCUGAAUGCCAGCAUUCUCUGAGACACUUUAAAGCUCUCCACACAGAGCCUCACUGCAUUGCAAUCAAUCUCAGCACAUGGGUAACUUGGUGCUACGAAUGUGAUGAAGAGCUGUUAACCCACUGCAACAAAAAGGUGCUGGCACAGAUGGUUGAUUUUCUCCAAAAGCAUUCAUCUCGUUCUGCAAAAGGUUGCUCAUCUAAAGUUAUACUAUUACACGGACAAAGGAACAAAGCUUGUGAAACACAAAAAGGAGACUCUGCGUCCAGCUGCACUUCUGUGCCAGUCAAGGGAAUUAACAAUUUGGGCAACACUUGCUUCUUUAAUGCGGUCAUGCAGAAUUUAGCCCAAACGCACAUGUUAAAUGACACUUUGAAUGAAAUGAAGGAAAACGCUACAAAGCUUAAGAUCAGUGGUAAUGAAGAGGUUCACUUGGAUCCGUUGGUGAUCAGUCUCUCCAGUCCUGGGUCUUUGACAUCUGCAGUGCUCUUAUUCCUACACAAUAUGAAGGAGGCUGGGAAAGAACCUCUCUCUCCUAAAGUGCUCUUCAGCCAGCUGUGCCAGAAAGCCCCUCGUUUUAAAGCAUUCGAGCAGCAGGACAGCCAGGAACUUCUUCACUAUUUGCUGGACGCGAUGCGUAUAGAAGAAACAAAGCGAAUGCAGUCUGGCAUAUUAAAAGCAUUCAACAACCCGACGUCUAAAACUGCAGAUGAGGAAACAAAGAAAAAAGUGAAAGCCUAUGGCAAAGAAGUAGUGAAGAUGAACUUUAUUGACAGAAUAUUUGUUGGUGAAUUGACAAGCACCAUAAUGUGUGAGGAAUGCGAACAUAUUUCUGCAGUAAGAGAAGCAUUCAUUGAUCUUUCAUUGCCAAUUAUAGAAGAAAGGGUGCCAAAACCAGCAAUUUCUGGAAGGUUAAACAAAGGUAAAAGUGCCCAAGAAGACAAUAGCCCGCAGUGUACAUACAUUAACAAUCAACAUAUGAGAAUUCACAAGAGGCAUACAUUAACAAAAAAUCAGUUGAAUCAAGGCAAGACAAAAUCUGAUUCGGACCAUGAAAAUCGAAACCUUAGUAUGCAAGAAAAUGGUGAUGUUCAAACUGCUGGUACAAGAACAAACAAUAUGGAUGCACAGGAGUCCACACCAGUUAACCGGAAUAUCAACAUUGUUAGUCAGUCAGAUGGUAGUGAACAAGAUGAUAGCAGCCAGCUGGAAAGCAGUGGUGAUGCAGACAGUGAGGCCUCGGAGUACGAGAAUUCAGAAACCCAGGCAGACAAAAGAAUAGUUGUAGACUCUGGACUACACUACAGUCACAAUAAGAAUAUUGCUUUGGACAGCUGCCAACAUCACACUGCAGAAGGCUUUGGUCAUGAUGCUGUUACUGAUCCAUUAUCAAAGCUAAGCAUUAAUAGUUUGGAUGAGAACCCUGACUCCUUUAGCCAAGAGCAAUCACUUGGUUUCAUACGAGAAAGUUGUGAGUUAUCCCAGAACCCACAAACAGCUUUCCAAACACUUUCACAUGGCUACAUAACAAGACCCAAGGAAUGCUCUGUCCAGUCCUGCCUCUACCAGUUUACAUCUGUUGAACUUUUAAUGGGCAACAACAAACUUUUGUGUGAGAACUGUACCCAAAAACAAAUGAAGUGCCAAACGAGAACAAAGUCUACAGAUGAGAAGCAGGGAAGUGUUUAUACCAAUGCUAGGAAACAGCUUUUGAUUUCUGCAGCACCAGCUAAUCUCAUUCUUCACUUGAAAAGGUUCUAUCAGAAUGGCUUAACGCUUCGGAAAAUGAACAGACAUGUAGAUUUCCCUUUGGUUUUAGAUUUGGCACCCUUCUGUUCAGCUUCUUGUAAGAAUAUAGUAGAAGACAAAUGUGUCCUAUACAGUCUGUAUGGGAUAGUGGAACACAGCGGUUCCAUGAGAGGUGGCCACUAUACAGCAUAUGUGAAGAUCAGGAUGCCUUUCAACAAAGUCAAUGAGAAAAUUACUGGAAAUAAGAAUUCUAUUGGGCACAGGGAUGUCGCAGCAUCAUCGAGUCAGUGGGUGUAUGUCAGUGACACACAUGUGCAGAUGGUAUCAGAGUCUCGAGUUCUCUCUUCCCAAGCAUACCUUUUGUUUUAUGAAAAACUGCACUGAUUCAGGUUUCUCAGGCACAUUUCUUAAAGGACAUGUAAAACCUACAUUUU